Tachysurus fulvidraco (yellow catfish) is the source of this 3368-nucleotide messenger RNA. It is a transcript of the gene dlgap5, whose product is annotated as discs, large (Drosophila) homolog-associated protein 5. Lineage: Eukaryota; Metazoa; Chordata; Actinopteri; Siluriformes; Bagridae. Gene Ontology annotation, biological process: kinetochore assembly; signaling; regulation of mitotic cell cycle. The transcript has 20 exons. Gene Ontology annotation, cellular component: spindle pole centrosome; cytoplasm; nucleus. Gene Ontology annotation, molecular function: microtubule binding. The coding region runs from base 160 to 3222 and encodes 1020 amino acids. The record is from RefSeq and is a predicted model, not a curated record.
UUCAAAACCUACCCGCCAUCUUUCUUAUGUUUUAACGAAGUGGACGAAGAAGAGGACGUCGUUUGUUUACUUCGUAUUUAACGCGGUUUUUUAAGAUAUAUAUUAGGCCGGUUGACAACGAACAGGUGGUUUUGACAUAAACAAGCUACAAGUUACAGUAUGGAUUCUCGCUUUGCUCAUCUUUACAAGCGAGACAGCAGUGUCUCGAUGAUAAGAGUGAAAAUGUCAAGGCGACGCUCCCAAUCACAAAAAGAGAACAGGGAAAAGAUGCAAAACCUCCGCAGGCCCCUGGACCAACUUAAAGAGCUGGAGCUUUCUUUGGAUGCCUCCCAUUUUGAGAAGUCAGUUCUUCCUUCCCAAGAUACGGGGUGCAAAGAUAAAGUAGAUAAAAAUAACAGUGCUGUAGAAGAGAGGAGAAAGAUGCUGGCACGUUUUAAAGAGAACAAAGCCUUGCAGAAGGAGAAAGAAAGGCGAGAAAAGGAAAAGAAAGGUACCUUUAAAGUCGGUCUCUACCGCCCACAGCCUCUGGGCUAUUUGCCCUUGAAUCCUGUUAUACCAAUGGCAAAAAAGACCACAGAAUCUAUGCAAUCCACCAGAGUGACCCGUUCUAUGAAACAGCAUCUACAGCCAAAGCAGCCAGCUGAAAAACAGCCUGCACCUAAAAAGGCUGAGCCACCCAUCACCAGAGCUAAAAAGUCUUCAGUGCCAGCAAUGGCCAAAGGCAGAAUUUCUACAGUUGACCCCAUUGUCAGAUGUCCAACUACACGAUCAGCUGCUAAAACUGUGACGGCAGCCCUAACAGCCAACUCUGUGGCUAAACCCGCUGCAGAUCUCAGACCUCCCAAAGCAAAAGCUGCUAGCAGGCAGCCUGCAGCACCCUCAUCUGGUAGAGGAAAAGCUAUGCAGGGACAUACUGACACUUUGGCAGCUGAAAAGAAAGAAAACAAGGUUGCUGAUGAGGUGGUUGCUGCAGUAAAUCCCCCUGGUAAUAAAGAGGAAAAGAUGACUGAGGACACUAAUGUGACUCCAGUUUCAUUUGCACCCCAAGGAUUUGUGUUCCAGGCCCCUUCUGGUCUGAGAACAUUCCAGCCUACACCCCUUUCUCCUCGCUCUGCCGAUGCCUUCCUCUCACCUAGCUUCUCAGUUGAACCCCAGAUGGAGCCUACAAACCCAAUUUCUCCAACAUCUGACUCUUCCUCUGGUCCUCCUCUUCCCUCACCUCCACCAUGUAUAUCCAAACCAUGUCCUGCGUCUGUUUCUACAUCUGCUCCUUCUCCUGAAUUUAAUCCCACCACUUCUGCCCUACCUACUGCUUCAUCUGUCACUCCUUCCUCUCUUUCUUGCCCACCUCCUGCCUCUCCUUCCCCAGCUCUUGUGUCUUCUAUUCUUCCAUCUUCGUCUUCACCACCUGCUGCUGCCUCACCUUCCUCAGCAACAUCAGAACCUCAGCACGAUGUGCCCUAUUUCAGGGCAGUAAUGGCUAGCGAGACAGAAAGGUUGACUGGGUUGUCUGAAUUUUGGGAAUUACGGUUUGAAGAUUCCUCAAUCCCGGAAGAGAUGCAAGACCGAAUGCGGACAGCUGUUGGCCAGGCCAGACUGCUAAUAAAGGAACGCUUUGGCCAGUUUAGUGGCCUGGUUGAUGAUUGUGAUUUUGGUAGAGGGGAGAAGAUCACGACCUGCAUGGACUUGCAGGGGUUCUGGGACAUGGUGUACUUUCAGGUGGAAGAUGUUGAUAAGAAGUUUAAUGCAUUAAAAGAAGCUGAAGCUAGGGGCUGGCAAGAGGAGAUCAAGCCUGUCACCAGGCAGAAGAAAGUGGUCAAGCAAAAGCCCCCUGCUGCAGGAGGUAAGCUGGGAGCAGGUGCUGGAGCCAGUGCUGCUGCAAAGAGUCGGCUGGCUGCAGUGAAAGCUGCCAUGAAGGCAAAGCAGGCUGCAGCUAAAACUGCUGAGGCUUCAGACAAAGUUCAAGAUGACACGACUCCUGCUUCAAAUGCUCCGGCUAACACUUUGCCAGUCCAAACGGUGGUUUUUCAUGGAGGCUUCUUUCAGGUGGAGAGUCCAAUCAAAGUAGUUGAUGCUGUAAGAAGAUCGUCUCGGUUGAAUGCGGCUACCUUUACCCAGUGUUCCCCACAUGGGUAUAAAUUCAGCACACCGGGGAAACUGAAGAGGUCUGCUGUAGUCACACAUUCAUCUCCUCUUCCUUGCAUUUUCACUCCAUCUAAAAGUGGACUUACUGCAUCCCCUUCUUCCUCUCCUGCUGCAAAAGCACACACCACUGCAACUCCUGUCCGUACUCCUAAACAGCAUGCUGAUCCCCUUCCUUCCUCCUCCAAACCCAUUCAUAUCAGCCCUGGGCAGGACGGGUCUGCCCCCUAUCCAUCACCUAAGGAAGUCUCAGACACACAACUUAGCCAUCCUGAUCAUCAUACAAGUAUCAGCAACAUCCAGUCAGACCUCAUGAUCACACCAGAAGAUGACCAUACGUACCAGACAGCAGACAUAAAGCCACACAAUUCUCCUUGCCAUACAGGAGAAGAACUGCCACUUCAACUUCCUGCACAUCCAGUCAACAGUACAGAGCCAGAGAGAAGUGUUCAACAGACUUCCGCACUGUCCCAGGAGCAAACUGAAGGGACUGUGAUUGCUGAAGUGGACAUGAUCCACUCAGACAGUCAAGCCCAUGCAAUGAGUUUCACCCACUCACCUUCAGCAUGCAAGACCACUCCACAAGCAGAGCCUAUGGAGAGCUGUGUCUCAGUCCCUUGCUCCCCCUCUGUGAUGUCCACCACACCACAGCAAGUCCAGGUCUCUCCAGCACCAUCAGGCAAAACUGAUAUUUGUGUUAAUGAAAGAUCUAUCAGUGCAGACUGUAAAGUGACUGAAAAUCAAGACCGUGAGACUAUUCCUGAUCUGGACUUUGAGCGAUAUCUGCAACCCACAGCCCGAUGCAGCUUAUCUCCUGUGCAGAGUAUGGCAGUGGAAAGGUUCUCACUUGGACUAGAAGAUGCUGAAAUGGAGAGCCCUCAGGCCCACCAUUCAGAGCCUGUUCAGGAUGCACAGAUGACUCCUAGAGCUUUCCCCAGAAUGGCACCACUGCUGGUCACUCCCUGGACUGAAGAGAUGAUUGCCGAUCAGUUGCUGUUCACCCCCGAGCAGAGGGAAAGAGUGAGACAAUCGGUCUGUGAGCGUGACCUCAUGAUGUUUACACCACCUGAAGAUAUUUAAUUUGAGCAGAGAUGUAGACAGACCUCAUUACCUUUAUUUUCUUUUAUACAGUACUAUUUGGUGUUAAAUAUACAUAGAUAAGCAAAUUUAUAUAUACCUUUACUCAUUUGUAAAAUUUUUAUCAAUUAAAACAAGCUUUUUCGGAA